Astyanax mexicanus (Mexican tetra) is the source of this 3232-nucleotide messenger RNA. Its product is annotated as NACHT, LRR and PYD domains-containing protein 12. Gene Ontology annotation, molecular function: protein binding. The transcript has 8 exons. NCBI's taxonomy places the organism in Eukaryota, Metazoa, Chordata, Actinopteri, Characiformes, Acestrorhamphidae. Bases 90 to 3128 code for a protein of 1012 amino acids. The record is from RefSeq and is a predicted model, not a curated record.
UGUAGUCUUGAGGAGUUUGAGGAAGUGCAAGUUCUCUUUCAAGGUUCUAAGAUCUAAAUCUUCACCUUCGGUUCUCCUGAGAUGACGAGAUGAUUCGAGUCCAUGAUCAUCUUCUGGACACGCUUGAGGAGCUGGAAAAAAUAGAGUUCAAGAAGUUUAAGCGCAACCUCAAUCAAGAUGUAGAGGGAUUCAAAAAAAUUUCAUGGGGUAAGCUGGAGGAUGCAGAUAAAAACGAUGUUAUAGAUCUAAUGGUAAAACAAUAUGGCUGUGAAGGAGCUGUGAAGGUCACACUGGCCAUCCUGAAGAAGAUACCCCGCAACCAGCUGGCUGAGAACCUGAGGAGCAUGGUCCAGGAAGCCGGUGGUUCCAGCAGCACCAGUCCAGCAAGACCUGGAGGUUCCACCAGUUCCCCUCAUUCUACCCAAGAACCAAACAGACAAGCGGCGACUCAGGAACUGAAGUCCAACCUCAAACGUAGCUGUGUGACCUUGUUUGAAGGGCCAGCAGCAAAGGUUAAACGUGUAAACCUGAAUGAGGUCUACACAAAGCUUUACGCAGUGGAAGGCUGGGAAGGAGGAGUCUGCUUGGAGCAUGAAUUCAUACACAAUGAAGCAGAAUCCUGGAGAUGUUCUACUGAAGAAAACAGAGUUAUGUUGAGCAAACUUUUCCAGUCCAAUGAGUCCAAGGUGCUGACCAUAGGAAUCGCUGGAGUGGGUAAAACCGUGGCCGUCCAGAAGUUUGUCCUAGAGUGGGUGGAAGGACAUCGCAACCAAGACGUGGAUUUCAUUUUUCUGAUUCGUUUCCGUGAUCUGAACCUCGUAAAAGACGAAGAAUACAGCUUUCAGCAGCUCCUUCUCUACUUCUACCCAGAACUCAAAAAUCUGAACGAUGCUAAGAUCUUUGAUGACGAAUGCAGGGUUCUCUUCAUUUUAGAUGGACUGGACGAGUUCAGGAUUCCACUAAAUUUUAAUCAGAAGAGACUGUCAGACGUCACAGAGAAGGCGAAAAUUGAAGUGUUGAUAACGAACCUCAUCAAGGGUCACCUGCUUCCUUCUGCUCUUAUCUGGAUAACGUCCCGACCAGCAACAGCAGAUCAGAUUCCCAACACUUACCGAGUGACUGAACUACGAGGGUUUGGUGACGUGGAGAAAGAAGAAUAUUUCAAGAAGAGACUUCCAAAAGAACAGGCCAAAAGACUUAUCUCAGAUAUUGCGAAGUCCAAAAGUCUCCAAAUCAUGUGCCACUUGCCAAUCUUCUGUUGGAUAAUGACUUCGGUUCUUAAACAACACCUCAGCAAAAAAGAGAGCGAAGAAAUUCCCAAGACACUAACUGAGAUCUAUACACGCUUCCUUGUCAUGCAGGCAAAUAUGAAAUGCGAGAAAUACGACGAAUCGCUUGAAAAAGACACAAGGAAUCUUCUGAAAUCCAACAGAGAAGUGAUCUUACAACUUGCUGAGCUGGCCUUCAAACAACUGGUAGAGGGCAAGGUGGUAUUUUACGAGGAGGACCUGGAUGAGUGCGGCAUCAACAUGAGGGAGCCAUCAAUGUGCUCUGGGAUUUGCUCAGAGUUCUUCUUGGAAGAAUCGUCAGUUUACCAAAGAAAGGUUUUCUGCUUUGUGCAUCUGAGCUUCCAAGAGUUCCUCGCUGCUUUCUACGUGUUUUACUGCUACGCCAGCAAGAAUAUGAAGCCACUGCACAUUCUUCUGAAGAAGACUGAAGAUAAAGAAGUGUCACUCGAUAAGUUGCUGUGCAAAGUAGUGGACCUAAACCUGUGGAGCAAAACCGGUCGCUAUAAUCUUUUCCUGCGAUUCCUUGUGGGCAUCUCUCUGGAGUCCAAUCAGAGGCUCCUUCAGGGCAUUCUGACACAUGUAGAGCCCAGUGCAGAAAGCAUCAGAAGAACCGUCCAGUACAUGAAACAACAGAUCCAAUCAGAGGACCUUCCUGUUGACAGUUCCAUCAACUUGUUCCAUUGCCUCCUAGAGAUGAACGACCAGUCCUUCUACAGUGAGACCCGAGAGUUUCUAAAAUCAGCUAAGUGCCCUGAGAAGAAGCUGAAGUCUGCUCAUUGCUCAGCAAUAGCUCACAUUCUGCAUAUUUCUGGAGAUGUGCUGGAUGAACUUGACCCAAAGAAGUACAAAGCGACAAUGGAAGGUUGUAGAAGGCUGAUCCCAGCUGUGGGGAACUGCAGGAAGGCUUUGUUUUUCUCCUGCAGUCUAACAGAGACGAGUUGUGAGGGAUUAUCAUCAGCUCUGCAGAAACUGAACUCCCCCCUGAGAGAGCUGGACCUCACCAACAACGACCUCCGAGAUCCAGGACUGAAGCUUCUCUCUGCGGCACUCGGGAGCCCAAACUGCAAACUGGAGAUCCUCAGGUUGUCUGGUUGUUUGAUCACAGAGAAAGGUUGUUCUUUUCUGGCUGAAGCUCUGAACACAAACCCCUCUAACCUGCGAGAGCUGGACCUGAGCUACAAUCACCCUGGAGAAUCAGGAACGAAGAUGCUCUCUGAUCUAAAGGAGGACUGCAACUACAGACUGGAGAAGUUAGAUGUGAGUCAUGGAGGAGAGUUCAGGAUUAAACCAGGAUUGAGAAAGUAUUCCUGUGGUCUUACCCUGGAUGUGAACACCGCUGACUCUUGCCUCUCGCUGUCUGAGGGAAACCGAAAGGCAUCGUGGGAGGGACUCCAGCAGGAGAAUCCCCAUAACCCAGAGAGAUCUGAUUGGCUCGCUCAGGUGUUGUGUGUGGAGAGUUUACGUGACCGCAGUUAUUGGGAGGUGGAGUGCGGUGGAAAAGCGACAGUAGCCGUGACCUACAGAGGGGUCGCAAGGAAAACCGAGACCGACGAGAUGUUCGGACCCAACACAACGUCCUGGAGUCUGACCUGUGCUGGUGACCACUACGCUCUACAGCACAGUGACCUCACCACUAAGGUUCCAGCCUCAGAUCCACAGUGCCGCAGGGUGGGGGUGUACCUGGACCAGCCGGCCGGCACUCUGACCUUCUACAGUGUCGCCUCAACCACAGAUACACCGAACCUCAUACACACCUUCCACUGUAGCUUCACUGAGCCACUGUACGCAGGGUUUGGGGUUAAUGGUGGGUCAUCUGUCACUCUGGUUCACAUGCAGUAAUGUAACUCACACAAAGCAAUCCAGACUGUUCUCAUACAGAGUUCCCCAAUGGUGGAACAAACUACCUUCUACUACCAGAUCAGGAGAAUCUCUCACUAUCUUUA